Messenger RNA from Acanthisitta chloris (rifleman), 1877 nucleotides. RefSeq names its product eyes shut homolog (Drosophila) (gene EYS). The record is from RefSeq and is a predicted model, not a curated record. Gene Ontology annotation, molecular function: calcium ion binding. NCBI's taxonomy places the organism in Eukaryota, Metazoa, Chordata, Aves, Passeriformes, Acanthisittidae. The transcript is spliced from 9 exons. The annotation marks the transcript as partial. Gene Ontology annotation, biological process: axon guidance.
AUGACUAGAAAAUCAGCAGUUCCCAUGUUGGCAUGUUUCCUUCAACUCUGUGUUGUAAAUGGGCAGACAAUAUGUGAGAGGCAAACGACUGCUGAGUGGCGAGUGAAACCAAAACCUACCAUUGUAAAAUGGACACCAAGGGAAAAUGUCUGCUCAGACUUUUACAACGAAUGCUGGAAGAUGAAUAAAAGUAUUACCGAGGAAAUCUUGGAAGAACAAAACCUCAGUAUCCCACAGAUCUGUCCCUUACAGCUUCAAGUAGGGGAUAGUCUCUUCAUCUCCUCUGAGCCAACCUUUCAGUCCUACAGCAUGAAUCUGGUAAAUGUCUCCAAGGAAGAGUUUAUUAACUGCCCUAAAGCUGAUUUUCGUCAAGAGCAGUUGGUUUUUGUUUGCCAGAUAAGAGGACUGCACCAAGUUGACCCUAACUGGCUUGGUGUUGGAACUCAUUACUUUGCAGAACUUCAUAGAAGAGGCCCACGGUUGUGCGACAUGGGGCUCCGGCUGAACGUAACCGUCAAGCAGCAGUUUUGCCAACAGGCUCCAAAUACUCCCUUAUGCUCUGGGCAUGGAAAAUGUCUAAGCCAUGUUUGGGAAAAAGCAUAUCAUUGCCAUUGUUUCUCACAGUAUUCUGGAACAUUCUGCCAGAAGUUUGAUAUCUGCUCUACUAAACCUUGCCACAACAAUGCCUCCUGCACUGAGAAACCAGAACUUUCUGCAGAUCCUUACGAAUGCACGUGUCUGCCAAAAUUUGCAGGUAAAAAUUGUACAGAAAUAGUGGGACAGUGCCAGCCAUCUACAUGUGUCAAUGGCAACUGCAUCAAUGUCACUCCAAACACUUUUCUUUGUGAAUGCAACAAGGGCUUUACAGGUUCAUUUUGUGAGGAACUUGCUGAUCCUUGUGCAACUCAGCCAUGCCUGAAUGGAGGCAUAUGCCAGUAUAAUCAGUCUGGAUAUGUUUGUGAUUGCCCUUCUGGUUUUCUUGGUCACAAGUGUGAAAUUGAUAUCAAUGAAUGUUCUUCAAAGCCAUGUCAGAACAGAGGUACAUGCAUCGAUUUGCCAAAUGAUGUGGCAUGUGUCUGUUUGCCAACAUUCACUGGCAAGUUCUGUGAGAGAAUACUGAAUCCAUGUGACUUCUCUCCUUGCUUAAACAAUGCAACUUGCAUAGCUCAUCAGCAGAACUAUAAUUGCCGCUGCAUGCCAGGAUUCACUGGAAAGAACUGUGAGGAAGUAAUAGACUACUGCAGGCUGCUCAGCAUCAACUGUCUGAAUGAAGGAUUGUGUCUUAAUAUAAUUGGAGGAUUCACUUGCCUCUGUGCACCUGGAUGGACAGGAGAAUUUUGCCAAUUUGCUGAAAAUGCAUGUUUAAUUUACCCAAAUAGUUGUUCUGAUGGAGCAACUUGUGUCGACAUGAGCCAGAUGAGAGAACAGCCUUUGUUCCAGUGUUUGUGCCCUCGUGAUUUCACAGGAGAAUUCUGCGAGGUGCAAAUUGAUAACUGUGGUUCCUAUUCAUGUGAAAAUGGAGGAACAUGUGUUGUCUAUGAAGAUCAUUUUAAGUGCACUUGCCCUGUAGGUUUUGAAGGUGAAAGAUGUGAACUCGAUAUUGAUGCCUGCCUAUUCAACAAUAUAAGCUGUGCCCCAGGAGCACUCUGUAUGGAUAAAUCUCAUGGAUUUAAUUACACAUGUUUAUCACCAUGUAUUGGAAACACAGAGGUAUGUGCAAAUGGAGGGAGCUGCUUCUACAAUGAAGAAAACCAAAGACCUCACUGUGUUUGUGCUCUUGGAUGGACAGGACAAACAUGCCUAGAGAAUAUUAAUGAGUGUGAGGGAAACCAGUGCCAACAUGGAGCCACAUGUGAAGAUGGAAUUAAUAAAUACAG